Molecule: messenger RNA, 2591 nt
Organism: Haliaeetus leucocephalus (bald eagle)
Lineage: Eukaryota; Metazoa; Chordata; Aves; Accipitriformes; Accipitridae
Gene: KAT2A
Product: K(lysine) acetyltransferase 2A
Exons: 18
Biological process (GO): positive regulation of transcription by RNA polymerase II; chromatin remodeling
Cellular component (GO): nucleus; histone acetyltransferase complex
Molecular function (GO): protein binding; histone H3 acetyltransferase activity
Source: RefSeq, a predicted model, not a curated record
GGGAGCGGGGCGGCGGGAGGAGCGGGGUCGAGCGAUCCGGCGCGACCCGGGCUGAGCCAGCAACAGCGGGCGAGCCAGCGCAAGGCGCAGGUGCGGGGGUUCCCCCGCGGCAAGAAGCUGGAGAAGCUGGGGGUCUUCUCGGCCUGCAAGGCCAAUGAUGCCUGCAAGUGCAAUGGCUGGAAGAACCCCAACCCUCCCACCGCCCCUCGCAUGGACCUGCAGCAGCCGGUGACCAACCUGAGCGAGCCCUGCCGGAGCUGCAGCCAUGCACUGGCGGACCACGUGUCCCACCUGGAGAAUGUCUCAGAGGAGGAGAUCAACCGGCUGCUGGGCAUGGUGGUGGACGUGGAAAACCUCUUUAUGUCGGUGCACAAGGAGGAGGACACGGACACCAAGCAGGUGUAUUUCUACCUGUUCAAGCUCCUGCGGAAAUGCAUCCUGCAGAUGAGCCAGCCUGUGGUCGAGGGGUCCCUGGGGAGCCCCCCCUUUGAGAAACCAAACAUUGAGCAGGGAGUCCUCAACUUCGUCCAGUACAAGUUCAGCCACUUGCCACCCAAGGAGCGGCAGACCAUGUACGAACUCUCCAAGAUGUUCCUGCUCUGCCUCAACUACUGGAAGCUGGAGACGCCCUCCCAGUUUCGGCAGCGCUCCCAGAAUGACGAUGUGGCCACCUACAAGGUCAACUACACAAGGUGGCUGUGCUACUGCCAUGUGCCACAAAGCUGCGACAGCCUUCCCCGCUACGAGACCACCCACGUCUUCGGGCGCAGUCUCCUGAAGUCCAUCUUCACAGUCACCCGCCGGCAGCUGCUGGAGAAGUUCCGGGUGGAGAAGGACAAGCUGGUGCCAGAAAAGCGGACGCUGAUCCUCACCCACUUCCCCAAGUUCCUGUCCAUGCUGGAGGAGGAGAUCUACGGCGAGAACUCUCCCAUCUGGGAGGCUGAUUUCACCGUGCCAGCUGCAGAGGGUGCCCAGCUGGUGUCUCGCCCAGCCGCGGUCAGCACCGUCGCCGUGCCCACCACUCCGCUCUUCAGCAAGAAGCUCAGCAACAGCAGCUCUGCAGUGAGCAUGGAUGCCAGCACCCCGGAGCCCCUGCCAGGGGAGAAGCGGAAGCUGCCUGAGAGCCUGACACUGGAAGAUGCCAAGCGGAUCCGUGUCAUGGGAGACAUCCCCAUGGAGCUGGUGAACGAGGUCAUGCUGACCAUCACGGACCCCGCUGCCAUGCUGGGCCCCGAGACCAGCCUGCUGUCGGCAAAUGCGGCACGGGACGAGACGGCCCGGCUGGAGGAGCGCCGCGGCAUCAUCGAGUUCCACGUCAUCGGCAACUCGCUCUCGCAGAAGUCCAACAAGAAGAUCCUGAUGUGGCUGGUGGGCUUGCAGAAUGUCUUCUCGCACCAGCUGCCCCGCAUGCCCAAGGAGUACAUCACCCGCCUCGUCUUUGACCCGAAGCACAAGACCCUGGCACUGAUCAAGGACGGCCGAGUGAUCGGGGGGAUCUGCUUCCGCAUGUUCCCCACCCAGGGCUUCACGGAGAUCGUCUUCUGCGCUGUCACAUCCAACGAGCAAGUGAAGGGCUAUGGGACACACCUGAUGAACCACCUGAAGGAGUACCACAUCAAGCACAACAUCCUCUACUUCCUCACCUAUGCGGACGAGUAUGCCAUCGGCUACUUCAAGAAGCAGGGCUUUUCCAAGGACAUCAAGGUCCCCAAGAGCCGCUACCUGGGCUACAUCAAGGACUACGAGGGGGCAACCCUGAUGGAGUGUGAGCUGAACCCCCGCAUCCCCUACACCGAGCUCUCCCACAUCAUCAAGAAGCAGAAGGAGAUCAUCAAGAAGCUGAUUGAGAGGAAGCAGGCGCAGAUCCGCAAGGUCUACCCUGGCCUGACCUGCUUCAAGGAGGGUGUGCGGCAGAUCCCCAUCGAGAGCGUCCCCGGCAUCCGAGAAACGGGAUGGAAACCACUGGGGAAGGAGAAGGGAAAAGAGCUGAAGGAUCCGGACCAGCUCUACAACACCCUGAAGAACCUCCUGGCCCAGAUCAAGACCCACCCCAGCGCGUGGCCUUUCAUGGAGCCAGUGAAGAAGUCGGAGGCGCCAGACUACUAUGAAAUCAUCCGCUUCCCCAUCGACCUGAAGACCAUGACCGAGCGCCUGAAGAACCGGUACUACGUCACCAAGAAGCUGUUCAUUGCCGACCUGCAGCGCAUCAUCACCAACUGCCGCGAGUACAACCCGCCUGACAGUGACUACUGCAAGUGUGCCAACACCCUGGAGAAGUUCUUCUACUUCAAGCUCAAGGAGGGGGGGCUCAUCGACAAGUAGGGGAGCUGGCCUCGACCCGCCUUGGCCACUGGCCCCCCCAUGAGAGGGACAGGGCUGCCUGUGGGCCCCAGCCCCGCUCCGUGGGCAGGGGUUACUGGAGGGUUUGUUGGUGCUGAGCAGCCUGGGGAAGCUGGGCCUUCCCUUGGGGGGGCCAGCAAGGUGGUGUAGGGGGUGCCUGGUGCUUUUAUCCUGAGCUGGUGGCUGCCUCGCCUGGGGGUGUGUGAGCAGCAGGGCUGGAGCCGCCUCAUCGGGAUCUGCCGGGGGCAGGG